Messenger RNA from Hipposideros armiger (great roundleaf bat), 2983 nucleotides. It is a transcript of the gene CUNH1orf216, whose product is annotated as chromosome unknown C1orf216 homolog. Lineage: Eukaryota; Metazoa; Chordata; Mammalia; Chiroptera; Hipposideridae. Bases 247 to 933 code for a protein of 228 amino acids. The record is from RefSeq and is a predicted model, not a curated record. The transcript has a single exon.
AGAAUGAGAAGACACCGUGCCUCAGAGGGCUGAGGGAAAACCCUCUGCAAGAGGCUGAGAAGUAAUAGUCAGAGAGGGAGGAGGAAAACCAGGAAGGGAGAUGUUACCGGAGACCAGGAAAAGGGACUGAGAAGGAGCAGCCGGAAUCCUGCUUGAUGCCUUGUCCCUGCAGCGAGGUUGCCUGGACUCAGGCACCCCACCCUGUCUUGCUCUGACUCAUCCUUCUGCUUCCCCUCUACAGACCAGAUGUUCGCCAUCCAGCCAGUGAUAGCUGAGGGGAGCCAGUUCCUGGGGGGCCCACCUUCUGGAGUAUGUCAGCCUGAGUUCCAACCAGAUAGCAACUCCAACUUCAUGGCAAGUGCCAAGGAUGCCAAUGAGAACUGGCGUGGGAUGCCAGGCCAAGUGGAGCCCAUCCUGAUGAAGAACUCUGAGUUGCCCUCUGAUAACCAGGCUUUCCAGGCCCCUGGACUUCCUGACGGGGAGGUCCGCAGCCCACCAGAGGGGGCAGAGAUCCCCAGGGCUGAGCCUGAGAAGAUGGGUGGUGCCGGCACAGUCAGCUCCCCUCUGGAGGAUAAUGGCUAUGCCAGCAGCUCCCUAAGCAUUGACAGCCCUAGCAGCAGCCCUGAGCCUGCCUGUGGGACCCCUCCAGGCUCUGGCCCUUCAGAUUCCCUUCUGCCCUCGGUGGCCCAGGCUGUGCAGAAGCUGCAGGCUCAAGAGCUCUACAAAGAGCAGGAGAAGGAGAAGCAUCACAUGCAUUUGGUGAUGUACCGUCGCCUGGCCCUGCUCCAGUGGAUCCGAGGCCUGCAGCACCAGCUGAUUGACCAGCAGGCCCGCCUGCAGGAGAGCUUUGACACCAUCCUAGACAACCGGAAGGAGCUUAUCCGCUGUCUCCAACAGAGGGCAGCACCAUCCAGGCCCCAGGACCAGGGCUAAGAGCGAGCGCCUCCACAGGGGUGCCAGGGGUAUCUGUAUAUAUUUGCAGGCAUGAGUGUGGUUGUGCACAAGUACAUGGUUAUUAGCUGGUAUGAGUGCAGCUAAGGAUAAGUGAGUAUGUAUGAGCUAACAUGUAGUGGAUAUCUGCAAGGAUGUAUGACUCUGCACCUGUGCGCCAGCUCGCCUGGGCUAUGUGUACACACAAGCUAACUUAUGUGCAAGCCUAUGUAUGACUAUGUCCAUCUGUGUAUGUGUUGUAUGUAUGUAAGAGGGAGUAAAUUUGUAUAUGCAUAUGUGGACAGACACCCAGCAGUGUGUGUAUAUGUGCAUGAGUGACGAUAUACAGUUGACCUUGAAUAACACAGGUUUGAACUGCUAUAGUUCCACUUACGAGUAUAUGUGGAUUUUUUUCAAUAAAUAUGUACAGUACUGUAAGUGUAUUUUGUCUUAUGAUUUUCUUGAUAACAUUUUCUUUAGCUUACUUAAUAGUAAGAAUAAUAGUAAGUAUAUGAUAUGUAUAACGUACAAAAUGUGUGUUAAUUGACUUUAUGUUAUCAGUAAAACUUCCUGUCAAUAGGCUAUUAGUAGUUAAGUUUUGGGGGAUUCAAAAGUUGUACAUGGAUUUUUUACUGUGUCAGGGUUCAGCACCACUAACCCCUGUGUUGUUCAAGGGUCAACUACAUGCAAAAGAUGUGUGUGCCUAUGAGUGAGUUUGAGUGUGCAGGCUGUGGUGAGUGUAUGUGAGGGAACCCUUGUGUGUGCAGGCCUAUGGGUAGGGGUACAUGUGUGCAGAUGCAGGCAUGGGAAGUAUAGAUGAAGAACGUGUAUUUGCAGGCAGACUUGCAAGCAAAUGUGUGCAAAUAUAUAUUCAGUUGCACAUGUGGGGCAUGCAUCCACACCCUGUGUUACCCAUGGCCUGCCAUAGCCUUUUUUUCUCCCCAGGGUCCCACUGCUUCCUGGAAAGAGGGUGGCCUGCUGUCGUUUUUCUGAGGGUUAUGGCUGAUCCAUUCUCCUGGGAUUUCCUCACUCCUCCCAGACCUUGCUUUGUAAGGCUGCUGUCCCUGAUGAUGGAUUUUCUGUAGGUGGUUGCUGUUUUGGCCUGCCGUGGCUUUUUGGGCAUGAUUUUGCCAGGGCAACUGGUAGAGAAUUAGUAUCAGGGAGGGGAGCUGGGGGUGGUGAUCAACACUAUGGCAGGGAUGGGGGGCUGGAUCAGAGAGGAAGAUAGGGGACCGUCCCUCUUGAACGCUGCCUUUGGGCACAUGGGAGAUGGGGAUGGGGGAGAUCGAUGAUGGCAGAACCCUGUGAAGAAUAGGAGAAUGGGAAUUCUAAAAUACCGAUUUCAAAUAAACCACACCUCUCCACUGCAAAGAAGCUAUUGCAGACCUUAUUGACUUAAGUUUCUGAUGCAAAGGAAUGUGUGCUUAUAAGCUUGCAAGGAAUGGACAAGGUGAUCCCAGGCUACUAGGGAAAUUCUCACUUCCCUCCCUGUGCCUCUACUUGCUAUGCCUCUCUGGCUUUAACAACACUGCAUGUUGAAUUAGUUUGUUCCGUUUCCCUGAAAUCAGCCUGUCUGGGUCAGGAGGAGCCACAGUUCAGCUUUCAAGGGUGGGCAGGGGCAGUGUCAGCCCAGCCUCUGGAAGCUUUUCGGGUGCGGGUCAUACCCUCACUCGUCACUGUAUGGCCCUUUGAAUGGGGGUUGACAGGUUCCAGCGGAAGCUCUGUGAGGUGGAAAGUGGGUGAGUUCUGGGGAGAGCCAGGGACGAAGGUAGCCAGCCAAGCUCUCUGUUUUGCUUCUGAGAGCCAAGAGGACACAAGCUCCCGAUGGGUGAGCCGUGGCAUGGAGGUCACCAACACUGCCUCUGGCCCUUCGUCUUCCUAUCUGAAAAAUGUGGGGGCUUCUUCUGAUUAUCUCUAAAGAGUUCCAUUCCUGAUGGGUGAGUGGGUGAAAAACAUGGGGAGUGAGGCUAAAGCAAUGACCCUGGGAACUUUGUGUCCAACUCUUGCAUGUUGAGUGUAAACCAAGAUAAAUAAACUGGGACAGAAAAGUGCA